Messenger RNA from Paraglomus occultum, 690 nucleotides. NCBI's taxonomy places the organism in Eukaryota, Fungi, Glomeromycota, Glomeromycetes, Paraglomerales, Paraglomeraceae. The record is from the annotation of a GenBank genome assembly.
AUGUCUAACGCCAAUAACCACCCUGAAGAAGUAUACAGUGCUCUCAAACAAACAGACCCGGCUGUGAAAGAUCUUGAAUAUGACAAGUAUGCCACAUUAGCAUCAGAAGACUCGCUCGCUCGUGCCAAGGCCGCACUUGAAGCCAAUGGGUUUACCGUCUACGUGAAGAACACUAGAGAAGAAGCUCGCGACUUUUUAAAGACUUUUAUUCCGCCUGGUAAAUCCAUCAACAACGGCCAUUCUACCACGUUGGAAGAGAUUGGGUUCAUCGAGUAUCUAAAGGGUGAAACGGGUUGGGACAAUGUACACGCCAAAAUAUUGGCCGAGACCGAUUUUGUAAAAAAUAUGGAAUUGAGAAGGACUAUCGGUGCUACAGUCGAUUACUACCUAAGUGGUGCAUCUGCCGUUACCGAGGACGGAUCUAUCGUUGGUGUCGAUAUGUCUGGUACACGUGUUGGUGGUUGGAUUGUUUCUUCUAACCUAGUCAUUGUGACCGGUACAAAUAAAAUAGUAAAAGACAUACCCGAAGCACACCAGAGAGUCGAGAAAUACGCAUUUGAACUGGAAUCCGCUCGUGUUCGAAUCGCCUACGGGAUACCAUCUUCCACUAUUGCUAACCAAGCAAUUAUCAGCAAAGUUUCAAACAGCAGAGUAACAGUCGUAUUUAUCAAGGAUGUUUUAGGAUACUGA